AUGCAUAAUACUAAAACAAAUGUCUUUGUAGAAGAAGCGCCAACAGCAUCAAGCACAACCAGUGAAAGUGAAGAAGCUGAAACGGCCGAGUCUGACGAUUUUUGUAGAGUUAUCAUUCUUGAUAUGCAUAGUACUGAAACAAAUAUAUUUGUAGGAGAAGCACCGGCAACAACAAAUGAAAGUGAAGAUGUUGAAACAGUCGAAACUGAUGAAGCAAAAACAGCAACAUGGACCACAACUGAUGAAAGUGAAAAUGAUGAAAUGGUACCAAUGGUUGAUGAUGGAAUAUCUGCCCAAUCGAUGGUGCCAGCCGACGAUAAUGAUGACGAAAGAGAGGAGUCAAUCAUGAUCACUAAUGAAACACCAGAUAGUAAUGCGAUCCCGUUCUCUGAGAGACAAAACGUCAAACAAAUGAAACUUGUUGAUACGCCAGAAACUCAGAAAAAUGAAUAUCCUCGAAUAAAACAAUCACCUUCAAAUAAUGCUGCUGUAUUCAGCCCAGAAAGCAUGCCACACACAGGUGCGGCAACAUGUGAAUCGAAUCAUGUGCAUGAUAUCAGCUUUGAAACACAACCUUAUCAAUACAAGAGCGUAGACACAGACAGUGGAGAAUCUAUUGGUCUCCUUGUCAAUCUUCUGCGAAAACGCAUUACUCCAAGAUUAGCAUCAACACCACGGGAAACUAAAUCCGGUUGUCCACCAGGCGACAUGUUGGUCGAAUACAUUUACGAACAUGAUAUUUACAAUCAGGUUUUUAAUUCAUCCAUGCAAGAGUUGCAUUCGCCUGCUGUACAAAACCUUCAAUCAAAUAUUGUCGAUUGGACAGUUGAAGAAAUUUAUAAACGUAACUUGGCAGCUGAUGUAACUAAUCAUGUGCGUCUUACACGAAUGGUAGAUGUUAGCAAGGAAUAUAAUAAUAAUCCAGUAGUUCGAUAUUAUGUUUCAAUUGUUGUUCGGAAGACUCUGAUUCCAGUCUUUCGACGUAUUCUCACACUGGUCUUUGAUAAACUCCAAAAAGAAUAUUUUGCUGCAUCGAACACAGAGAUCGAUUGGAACAAUAUGGUUUCAAUUCCAAUACAAUAG
Messenger RNA from Rotaria sp. Silwood2, 1083 nucleotides. The record is from the annotation of a GenBank genome assembly. NCBI's taxonomy places the organism in Eukaryota, Metazoa, Rotifera, Eurotatoria, Philodinida, Philodinidae.